AUGGCUGCUAUAUUUCGCUUCCAUGGUCACCGGGAAACCCUACUCGAGUGUCUGCGCUUGACGAUCCAACAGGCCGUUGAUUGUGAAAACACCGAUGAUCGCGACAAGUUCAUUACUUGUGCUGGUCUGAUCACCGAGAAGCCAGACGCAACUUUCUGGCGCAAGUGUGUGGAUGCUAUGGCUACCGUUGAACAAUGGCUGCAGAAGCUCCAAGAUCGGUUGAACCAGAUUGCCAUGAUUGGCCAGACCGCUCACGGCUAUGCAUUGGAGACGCUGCAGUUCGAGAAGCAGAGCUUGACAAAACAACAUGAGUCUCUGGGUGCUAUCAUCUCACAUUUGGUCAAGGUUGGAAUCGCAACCGUGGACGACUACCGCUAUCUCCUGAACAAGACAGCACAACUCGCCAGUCCUGACGACAUCACUUUACAUUACCUGCCUGCUUUGGUCAGCUGUGCCUCUGUUCUAGGUCCUGUCGACAGUGCCGCAAGUCUCAGGGAUGCCCGUAGUCUGGACCAAUAUUUUGCAGACAAAUCCGACAACUCGAAAUGGAAGUUACCUGAUUUCCGUGCUGCCGCAACUGUCUUCUGGCUAGCUGAAUACAGCGGCCGCUACAUUGACAACCCUAUCGGCUCGCCUCUGAGAGGAGUGGAUUUGGAAGCGGAGACUGAAUCACGUUCUCAGCGUUACUUGGAUGCUGUUCGCAAUGGUGCUUUCGAGUUCAUUCUGUUUAUCUGCGCUCAGGUGCGUGCAGACUUGUGGCACGAUCCCGCGAAGGUUGGACUGGUGUCUUAUCUCUUGACUGGAGCGGAGCGUUUUAGAAAUGGCCCAAUCAAGGCAUCCGACUACUUCCAGGAGAUCCUCGCGCAAAAUCUGCAGCUAUUCGUCGAUGCUUUCAUUACGAACAUGCCCGACACUAUCCGCAGACUGAAGUUCGAGGAAGAUGAACAACGCCGAAACAUCAGCAUUCGCCAGCCUCAUGGUACUCCGGAGCAUGGUCUGCAUCUCGAGAGAUUCCUGGUCAUUAUUUCAUAUGCCUUCAAGGGCUUCCCUGAAGCUGCUCAGUCGUUCUGGCAAGAUCCCGAUAGCAACCUUUAUGGCUUCCUGCAAUGGGCCUCAAAGCGACAGUCCACUCCUCGAGCCGCUGCUUUCUGCGAAAUGUUCCUUUCUAUAUCUGAAGAUGCAGAAUGUGCAGAAGCUGCUCACAAGUUCCUUAUGGACGAUGCAACUACUGCGGUAGCCAAACUUCGCCGAGGAGCACCUCUUAGUUGGGCACAGAUCUUCAACGAGUUGAGUUUCUAUGCGCCUGGUAUCAGCGACAAGCUCACAUCUACUUCUUUGCAAGGCGAUGGCGCUUUAGCUGGACCACUCAUCGAACCGGAGAGUGAACUCAUGCUCGAGUGUUACUUGCGACUCGUUACACACAUGUGCCGCUCGAGCAUAAGUUCUAGAACCUUUGUCUUGUCUCACCCCACGUUCAAUCUGCAUGAGAUCGUACUGAACCUUGCCGUCUCUGGUGUUUCCAACCGCCUCAAAGCCUGCACAUUCAUGGCUAUCGCGGCUAGUCUGACGGACAAGAGUAUUGAUGCUGGGUACGCACUCUGGGAUUACGUUGAUUCAUGGAUGUACGAUUCGCCGAGUCUGAGGAACUAUCUUGGCACAAAAACGCCUCAAAACCCAACCGUGGCGAAGNAAGGGCGCUUCCAAUCAUUAUUGGAAGGGUUCGAGCUACCANACGCGUUCACCAGGCUCGUACAAAGCAUGGUUGUGCCCAGUCCAGAAGAGAGCAGCCUGCGUGACAUGCUGCCUUUCCCUGAACAACUAGGUGCGGCAUACCGCAUGCCUGGAAUGGACCCUUAUGUUGACUUCAUCAUGGGUAGUGUCUUCCAGGAAAGAAUGGUCGAUUUGCCUGAUGUGAACCAGAUCUGGGAGUUGAGAUGCACUUGCCUGGCUUUUAUCUCCACUUGUCUUUCGACCUUCAACGAAGAUCUUGUUAUCUUUGCUAACAGCACUAACAUUCCCGUUGACUCGAUCAUUUCAACCUCCUCACUAGCCGCCUAUGUUCGUUUCCAUCCGUUUGCACGCAUUAUGGAAUGGCUUUUCAACGACAAAGUCUCGAGUGCGUUGUUCGCCGCUGCUCAUGAAGACGUUGAUACAAUCAGCGCCGCGUCUCCGGAUUCUCCUAUGGUCGUGGCAUUAUGUCGCAGCAUUGAGGUGAUCAACCAGGUUCUGAAACUUCAAUCAAUCUACUUUGAUGUUGUCCGACCUAUCGUGAAGACGCAGUAUGUUGGACGUGAGAAAGCUAUUGCCAACCCUGCGCUUGCUUCAUUUGAGGAUGUCAUUUUAAAUCAUGUCAACAUCAUCGUCGAUCUUGGGCUGUACUGCGGAACUGGCCACCAGGAAUUAACCAUGCUUUCUUUGCAACUCCUUCAGAAGUUGGCAACAGCCCGCAAGCUCUCGAUUGCGACUGGCACAUCUUACGGAGGCAGCCGCGUGCUUGCCGCAUUACAACAAGACUUUGAUGUUGACCGCAUCGCUGCGUCUUUCAUCUCACCUCUUCAACUCGAUCCCAGAGAACUCGAAAUGGGAGCGGAAGGCCCAGGAAUUAACAUCAAGCAAGGCAUCUUGGAUUUACUGAACACUUCACUUGAAACAGCAGCCAAUCGUCCAGCAUUAGCACAUUGUCUGUUGGGCUUCCGUUGUACAGAUCGAGCCAUCAGCGUCCCACCCAAUGGCCUUUUCGACACAGGAGCCUCGCUGUUCCAUGCUGUGGCAAAGCUCUCAGCUGACACCAUCGCUUUGCCGGAAGUCAACCAAGCUCCUUGGCUUUCCUCGAUUCGUCGCACAUCCUGUCAGAUAAUAUCGAGACUACUUCAUUCGUCAUUGACCGAGCGAAUCAUUCUCGAAGAGCUCAGGGAGUCUGGAUACUCUGAUGCCGUGGCCAUUGUGCAAGCACCCAUCAAUGCUGAAAGUUUGUGGGGCAACAGACUUUGUGCUGACCCGGAUUUCCUUAUCUCAGAAUCUGCUGCUGUUUUCAAGGACUUUUUGAUCCAGCGCACCAUGUUCUUCGAGGAGGCUUCCCUGGACAUCAGAGCGACCAUCCAGCGCAACACACCGACACAACGGCAGAAAGUUUUGUCAUCAUUGCUAGGUCUGACUGUUCUGUCAUCUGGUGAGCAAGUGCAAAACGCAUCAAUAUUUGAGCUAUUUGACUUCAUCGAUGUGGACAUCUCCUUGCCUUUCGAGAUGACAGAGAAAGCCUUCAUCGGCGGCCUUGACUUUGGUUCAUGCAAGACCGACAAGCCCGAGUCUGGAAUUGUUUACGAUCUCGGCCUUGCCAAGGAGCUGCUGCUUUUGCGUGAAGCUGAUUUACGCAAGAAUGGCAGACUGCCUGAUACAGGCUCACAACAACAAUGUGCCGCAGAAAUUGAUGCUGCUAUGUUGUGCCUGCAAUCGGAGAACAACUAUGCUUCGAUCAUGCUUGCACAGCGUGCAGCACUCAACGUGUGGGUGAAGCUCAUGUCGAUGAUGCUUGCACUAGGUGAUUUCCAAGCUGCGCCUAAGACUGCACUCGCAUUACAAGCUUUGCAGAUUGUGUUGCCGAAGCUGGACAGGACGAUUGUAGAAGACUCUCCUGUUACCAUCCCACUGGCAAAACUCACAUACACUCUAAUGAGAGUUCUGGACACUUCUGCCACAGACAAGAACGUGGAAGUUAGUGCAGUACAUGACAGGCUGACAGCUACUUUCCGCACCGCACUACGAGGUAUUGGUAGUGCUUCUGGCGGUACUGAGUUGCGUGAGACAUGUUACCAGACCAUCCGUCACUUCAUCAGAUCUGUGUGCAGGACAUCAUCACCGCUGCAACGCCAAACAGCCAAGAUAAUUGAACACAGCGGUGAGCGAUUGAUGGAUACAAUCUGUGAAGACGUCAUGUCCAGCGCGGGUAGUUGUAGAGUCUCUGCCUUGAUGGUGCUGGAGUCUUGCCUGCAAUUGUUCCAGAUGGUCAAAUCGCAAUACUUGACACGGGCAAUGACUAAGCUCAACUUCACAUCUGUUCUUGUGGACGGUAUCCGUGGUAUUGCUGGCGAAUUCCAGCAGCAGCGUGAGGGACAAGGUAAGCAGGUCAUGACUAUCUCCAAAACUCAUGCUGAUUUCACGACAGAUAUCGCAACACUCCUCUCGUACAUCCAUACCGCUCUCUCCGUACUGUUGCGAAUGUCACACAGCAAUGAAGGCGCUGCAGCCAUCCUAGAGGCCGGCCUUUUCAGCGCUGUCCGUGACUCGCAGCUCUUCGCAACAGAUCCAGACAUUGGCCUGGACGUUGACAAUGUCGAAGCACUGGAAAACUUCUACCGCCUACUGAUCUCCAUGUUGCGUAUCCUGACUUCAUGUGUCGUCAGCAGAGGAUCGAGAAACCAGCACGUCAUUGCUCAAGGAAGAGCGUUCUUGACUGAGAACAGGCAGUGCAUGCAAGGUGUCUUCAAGGCUGCGGUCAGGGAAGGUCCGCAGGUUCGCCCUAGCAUCAAGCAAGCUUUGGAGGACCUGGUCGGCUGUUUCAGUGCCUUGAUAUAUGCGACAGACUUCGUCGAGGUGAGUUCUUUGAUGGUUAUGCUGUGGUUCCUGACGUACACUUACUGA
Messenger RNA from Aureobasidium musti, 4638 nucleotides. NCBI's taxonomy places the organism in Eukaryota, Fungi, Ascomycota, Dothideomycetes, Dothideales, Saccotheciaceae. The record is from the annotation of a GenBank genome assembly.